Messenger RNA from Nerophis ophidion (straightnose pipefish), 4393 nucleotides. Its product is annotated as gastrula zinc finger protein XlCGF7.1-like. Lineage: Eukaryota; Metazoa; Chordata; Actinopteri; Syngnathiformes; Syngnathidae. Gene Ontology annotation, molecular function: RNA polymerase II cis-regulatory region sequence-specific DNA binding; DNA-binding transcription factor activity. The transcript has 2 exons. The record is from RefSeq and is a predicted model, not a curated record. Gene Ontology annotation, biological process: regulation of transcription by RNA polymerase II. Bases 1639 to 2562 code for a protein of 307 amino acids.
GGGGGGGGGGGGACAGGUCCAGUGGCCAUUGAUGAAGUGCUGGCUGUGCAGAGUCCGAACCCGGGGUGGACCGCUCGCCUGUGCAUCGUUUGGGGACAUCUCUGCGCUGCUGACUUGUCUCCGCUCGGGAUGGUCUCCUGCUGGCCCCACUGUGGACUGGACUCUCACUAAUUUGUUGGAUCCACUAUGGACUCUACUCUCACUAUUAUGUUGGAUCCACUAUGGACUGGACUCUCACUAAUUUGUUGGAUCCACUAUGGACUGGACUCUCACUAUUAUGUUAGAUCUACUAUGGACUGGACUCUCAGUAUUAUGUUAGAUCAACCAUGGACUGGACUCUCACUAUUAUGUUAGAUCCACUAUGGACUGGACUCUCACUAUUAUGUUAGAUCCACUAUGGACUGGACUCUCACUAAUUUGUUAGAUCCACUAUGGACUGAACUCUCACUAUUAUGUUAGAUCCACUAUGGACUGGACUCUCACUAUUAUGUUGGAUCCACUAUGGACUGGACUUUCACAAUAUUAUGCUUUGCCCACUCAACAUCCAUUGCAUCAGUCUCCCUAGAGCAGUGGUUUUCAACCUUUUUUUGGUGAUGUACCCCCUGUGAACAUGUUUUUAAUUCAAGUUUCCCCUAAUCAAAGCAAAGCAUUUAUAGUUGAAAAAAAGAGAUAAAGAAGUAAAAUACAGCACUAUGUCAUCAGUUUCUGAUUUGUUAAAUUGUAUAACAGUACAAAAUAUUGCUCAUUUGUAGUGGUCGUUCUUAAACUAUUUGAAAAAAAAAGAUAUAAAAAUAACUAAAAACUUGUUGAAAAAUAAACAAGUGAUUCAAUUAUAGAUAAAGAUUUCUACACAUAGGAGUAAUAAUCAACUUAAAUUGCCCUCUUUGGGGAUUGUAAUAGAGAUCCAUCUGGAUUCAUGAACUUAAUUCUAAACAUUUCUUCACACAAAAAGAAAUCUUCAACAUCAAUAUUUACGGAACAUGUCCACAAAAAAUCUAGCUGUCAACACUGAAUAUUGCAUUGUUGCAUUUUUUUUUACAGUUCAUGAACUUAAAUUCAGAUUUUGUUGAAGUAAUAUUCAAUAAAUAUAUUUAUAAAGGAUUUUUGAAUUGUUUCUAUUUUUAGAAUAUUUUAAAAAAAUCUUACGUACCCCUUGGCAUACUUUCAAGUACCCCCAGGGGUACGCGUACCCCCAUUUGAGAACCACUGCCCUAGAGGAGAGGUGGGGUUGAGUUUUUCCUUGCUCUGAUGUGGGAUCUGAACCGAGGAUGUAGUUGUGGCUUGUGCAGCCCUUUGAGACACUUGUGAUUUAGGGCUAUAUAAAUAAACAUUGAUUGAUUAAUUUUUAACCAGCUAUACGUUUAUGUUGUUUGCAUAUUUAUUGCAAGUGGUAAAUAAUGUUUGUUUAUAAAUAGUUAUUUUUUAAUUUAUCUUUAGCUCUCAUUUUGAGCAGUAUCCGUAUUGCCGCACGAUGGCAGCAGUGUAACGUCGUGGCGCAUUUAGGCACCAUAAAAAUCAACCGAAGAAGAAAAAGGCGGAAGUUAGCAACGGGUCAAAAAAAAAAGGCAAAUUACCGAUUGAAGCUAGAAUCUCUUCCUUAAGGACGAGUGUAACCGACUGAAAAAAAAAUAAUUCAAAAUGUUCAAGGAGUUUAUAAAGGAGCGACUAAUGGUAGCAGCCGAUGAGAUAAUCGCGCUGUUUGAAAGAACGAUAGUGUCGUACGAGGAAGAACUUUCUCGAACAAAAGAGAAUGAGCGACAUCGACAGCAGCUGGAAGCUUUUAGCAAGACUCAAGCUGUCCUACACGACGAAGACGUCCAGAAGCACGUUAAAGAGGAAGAUGAGGAACAGUGGGUCACUCAGGAGAGAGAGUGUCAUCUCGGGCCGGAGGAAGCUGAUCUCGCCAAGUUGCCACUGACCGUUGUCUCUGUGAAGGCGGAAGUGGAAGAGAAACCGCAAGCAGGCAACUUUUUAGCUCCGCUAUCAGAUCACGACGAGGCAACGUCACACUCUCCUGUGGAUGAAGACAGGGAUGACACCCAGGAACGUUUGAGCAGCGAUACAGACUGUGAAGGUGAUAAGAGGACUAACACUAACAACAAACACUCUGAAAGGGAGACCAGGAAAGAACAUUUCACCUGCCCGGUUUGUGCCAAGGGCUUUUAUAAAAAGAGCGCUUUCACGCGACACAUGCGAACGCACACGGGCGAAAAACCCUUCAGUUGCUCAGUUUGUGAUAAAAGAUUCUCCCAAAAGGUAAACAUGGACGCACACAUGAGGACGCACACGGGAGAAAAACCCUUCAGGUGCUCACUUUGCGACAAAAGAUUCUCUCACAAUAAAAGUGUGAUAUCGCACAUGAGAUCGCACACGGGCGAAAAGCCUUUCAGUUGCUCCAUUUGCGGUAAAAACUUUUCCUAUAGAUACAGUUUGACCCAACACUUGCGCAAACACACAGGAGAAAAACCUUUUCGAUGUCUAAUCUGCGGUAAAAGCUAUUUCCAAAAGAAAAGUCUGACAACGCACAUGAUGUUACACGAGGGACAAUACAGCUUUUCCUGAUCAGUUUCUCCACCAAGCACAAAGUCAAUGUAUUGCUUGAGGAUCACAUACUAAUUUCCUUCAAGCACAUAUUUAAUCAUUUUGAACUUUUACUCAAAACAUUUUGUCCAUUCUGUCUUUCUCUAACACAAUAAACCUACUAGAAAGUGUAGAAUUGUUGAUCUUCUUGUAAGGGGGUUAUCUGCCUAUGAAAUACUUUUGGAGCGCUCUACAGCAGAACGGAAGAAUCUGGUCUGAGUGGGCGGACUUAACUGGUCUUUUCCGGACCAUCACCUGCAAACAAUCACCCGUGACAAUCUUAAAAAGGCUCUAAAAAUAUGAUCAAGCAAAAAGCAAGGUCAUUGCAUUAAAAUAGUAAAACACAGAACUGAUGGCGGACAUUCGCAAGACUGCAAGUGCGACCUGACAAUUGCAAGAUUAUAUAUAAAUUCAAGUUUUAAGAAAGACAUGAACGAUAUUAGUUUGAUGACAUUGUUUAAGGGCUUAAAGAAGGACAUUAGUUAGUCUUAUGAACACAAUCCAACGACAUGUUAAUCGUUCAGUGGAAUGCCGAAAGUUUAAUCGCAAACAGACAGGAGUUAAAGGGAUUUAUUAAUGAUAUGAAAACUAAACCACAUAUGGUUUAGUUGGGUUCUUCGGACCACUACACACUGCCAGGAGAGCCCUGAAUUCAGGGUAUAACACUGUUUUAUUUUCAUCAAUCGUGCAAGGCUUUUGCUUUUCAGAAAAAUGUAUCUUUCUGAAUUUGUGUCUCUCUCUCUCUGUUUGUCUCCCACUCCAACUCCGUGUCUCAUCCCGGCUGCUGCUAAUAAAAGCGACAGGUGACUAGAUAACCAGGCCCACCUGGGCCAUCUACGCACCUGUCGCUAUCUUCGAGGCCGGUCCUGGCACUCUCCAUUCCGCAUCAGGCCCCCAGGCCAUGCCUCCCUCCAAAAAUAUGCAUUCAAAAAACAUGGCUGAAGCCAAAACUGAACCUUAUAAUAAAAGGCUAUAUAACAAUCCGUAUUUAUAUGGAUGAUGGGCAAGGAGGGGCUGUGCCAUAUUUAUUACAGAAGACAUGCAUUAUACAAUAUUAAAAGUUACACAAGAAAUAUAAAUAUGGCAUAAUAAAGAAAAGUAUAAAGUCCUAAACUUCUAUAAUCCAUGCAAGAAAUUACACAUACAUCAAUUAGAAACAAUAGUUGAGCACUGGAGUGGCAAUAUCAUUUGGUGUAGUGACUUUAAUGCACAUCGCACAGUGUGGGGUGGAAGAGAUGACUGGAAUGGGGAAACAUUGGAAGAAUUUUUUGGUGGAAAAAUAAUUGGUGUGUGUGAAUGAUGAACACGGUUAGAUGGUACGGGUAAAGAAACAGCAAUAGAUUUAACAUUAGUGUCACAAGGGUUAGCAGGAAAGGUGGAGUGGGAAGUAAAUAAAGACAACCCUACUGGAAGUGAUCACUACCCAAUUUUCAUUCACAUAAACAUUAACCAAAUGACAGAAAGCACUAAGAAAAACAGGAAGAUGGAAGUAUACGCGUGGUGACUGGAGACAAUUUAGGGAAAUUACAGACAUGACAAUAAAGAAAAUGGAUAUUAAUCAAGAUAUUACAAAGUGCAUAAUGGAAGCAGCCAAACAGAGCAUACCAAGGAGUAGAAUAGGGAAAAGAAGGAAGAUAUUGCAGUGGUGGACAAAAGCGUGCAAUAAAAGAACGGAAUGGAGCAUUUUGAAUAUUAAAAACACAUAAUUUUCAAGAUAUGUGUCAUGUCUUAUGAUUAUGUUUUGUUUAGUUAUGUUCUGUUUUGUUUAAGACUCCUUUAGUUCCUGUUUGUGCACCCUCCUGAGUUUGUUUUG